AUGCUCGAUGUCAUUCUUUCGUCUUUCCUUGCAUAUGUUAUGACAUUCCCAGUUGAUUCAGCUUCUGCGUUGGAACUAGUGAGUUCGAAUGAAUCAUCCACUCAUAUGAUGAGCAAGUUGUGGUGUCCCACAUUCAUCGUGGGUACAAUUUGUCCUGAUCACACGCUUCUGUCCUACUAUAAGUGCUGUGGCCGUUUGCAUAAACACUGCUGUUCUCAUCUUCGCCUAUGGGUUUUAAUUCUAAUAAUUGGACUUCCUAUCCUUUUCCUGAUCCCACCCAUCAUCUACUUAUUACGUAGGAUUCUGUGCAAAAAAACCUACACAAAUAGAGAUGUGCCGGCCGGACCGAACCCAGCACCUUCUUCACUACAACCAGUUGUGGAACCCGAGUCUAAUAAAGAUACUUCGCUUUAA
This is a messenger RNA of Auanema sp. JU1783, 414 nucleotides long. Lineage: Eukaryota; Metazoa; Nematoda; Chromadorea; Rhabditida; Rhabditidae. The record is from the annotation of a GenBank genome assembly.